This is a messenger RNA of Tripterygium wilfordii, 1213 nucleotides long. RefSeq lists its product as uncharacterized. The transcript has 2 exons. The coding region runs from base 122 to 619 and encodes 165 amino acids. NCBI's taxonomy places the organism in Eukaryota, Viridiplantae, Streptophyta, Magnoliopsida, Celastrales, Celastraceae. The record is from RefSeq and is a predicted model, not a curated record.
CAACCAAUCCAUCAAAAAACCACAAAGCUAAAGCCAUCAAGCUUCCCGGCGCCUCAGCGCGCGAGGUCCACCGACCUCCGCACACCCAUUUUUCGGGGCUGUGCUCGGGUUCACAAUCUCCAUGUCCCACAAACACCGCCACCACGAUCCGCCCCCACCACCACCACCACAACAGUUGGAACCGUCACCACCGCCUAUGCGGGCAGCGUCGUCGCUUUAUAAGCAGCACUCCUGGUCUCCGGACAUUUACCGCGAAGAGGCGUGGCUCAAGCGGAAAGGAAACAGCAAGAAUCGACGAAGCAGGAGCGUCACCGAUGAGGACCUCGAUGAGCUGAAGGCUUGUAUCGAGUUAGGUUUCGGAUUUGAGUCGCCCGAGGUAGAUCAACGAUUGUCCGAUACUUUACCCGCUCUAGGUCUCUUCUACGCUGUUAACAAACAGUACACAGAUACUCUUUCGAAAUCGCCGAUUUCUUCAAAUCCAUCCGACUGCGAUACUCCGUCUCCCAUCGGAAGCCCCCUCACCAUUUUCGGUCCAGGUGAUAAUCCGCAGACGAUGAAGACGAGGUUGAGGCAUUGGGCACAGGUGGUUGCUUGCUCGGUGAAGCAAUUUCAGGCUUGAUUAUAAUAAUCAGGGUCGGUGGUGAACUCAACCAGGGUUGGGUUACGUUAGCAGAGUAACCAAACAUUCCGGAAAAUCAAAUCAACUUUGACUGAUACGAGUAUGAUAUUAUUCUCUCAAACCGACUUAAAAUAUGUUACAAUGUCAAAAAUACAUGGAAAGAGUCAAUAUGACAAACCCCACAUUAGGUGGACGCCAAGUGGUAGUGGAGUCUGGAUCGAUUGAUUGACCUUUUUGUUUUGGUUAUUUUUUUAGUGUGUGAUGUUACAUGGUUUGAUUUUGUUGUUGCGGCAUCUUUUAUGUAUGAAUAUAUGAAGGGUGAUGUGAAAAGGGUGGAAAGUGAAAGUUGUUUGUUGUUUGUUGUCUGAUUGAAGGUAGAAAAGAUUAAGGAAACAUAGCGUAAAGAAGUGCUUGAAAUUGGUAUAAAAGUUUGCCUCAAUAAUAAGAAUCUGUUUUAUAGGGCAUAUAUGUAUGUACAAGGUGCUUUCCUUUACGUGUAGGUUAAGGUAUUGGAAUAUAUAAUUGUCAUAACGACCUUUGUUCCCUGUCUACUGUUGAAUUGGCUUUUGGAAAUUUAAAGGGUCUUUGGGGCCA